AUGAAGAUAUACAGCAUCGCUAUUUUAAGAAACAAGUCUGAAAAGUCGCUAGAACUAUGCAGUGUUAAGGAUUUGGCACAGUUUGGGUUUUUUGAAAGGAAUGGAGUGUCACAGUUUAUGACCUUUUUUGGUGAGACGGUUGCUGGAAGGACCCAACCAGGUCAGAGACAUAGUAUUGAAGAAGGUAAUUACAUCGGUCAUGUUUACAGCAGGUCUGAAGGUAUCUGUGGCGUGUUGAUUACAGACAAGGAAUAUCCAGUAAGGCCAGCUUAUACCUUGUUGAACAAAGUGUUGGACGAGUAUCUCGUUGCACAUCCCCCUUUGGAGUGGAAGGACAUAGCUCAAACAAAUGACAGUUUAAAGCUAAAGGAAUUGGAUCUUUACUUAUCCAAAUACCAGGACCCUUCGCAGGCAGACUCUAUUAUGAGAGUUCAGCAAGAGUUGGACGAAACUAAAAUUGUCCUACAUAAAACGAUAGAAUCCGUGUUACAGAGGGGUGAGAAACUAGAUAAUCUCGUUGAAAAAUCGGAAUCCCUCUCUGCAUCAUCCAGAAUGUUUUACAAACAGGCUAAAAAGACCAACUCCUGCUGUAUAAUUAUGUAG
Molecule: messenger RNA, 603 nt
Organism: Eremothecium cymbalariae DBVPG#7215
Lineage: Eukaryota; Fungi; Ascomycota; Saccharomycetes; Saccharomycetales; Saccharomycetaceae
Gene: YKT6
Product: palmitoyltransferase YKT6
Exons: 1
Coding region: 1-603 (200 amino acids)
Biological process (GO): endoplasmic reticulum to Golgi vesicle-mediated transport
Cellular component (GO): Golgi apparatus; membrane
Molecular function (GO): SNAP receptor activity
Source: RefSeq, a predicted model, not a curated record